GCGCUGUUCGGUCAUGUGAUCCAUUUUUUUCCCUCCUUGGAAGUUGAAAGGCAGGAGAGGGAGUGGGGCACGAUUUCUUCUUCCCACACUGUUCGCAGAUGAAGCCACUUGGUUUCUUUUGAUCCACAUUGCGUUCGCUUUCCUUUUGGAACUCCUUCCAUCACCACCAUGGCGGGGGCUAUUAUCGAGAAUAUGAGCACCAAAAAGUUGGUGAUUGUGGGAGUGAUCCUGCUUUUGUUCCAGGCGUUUGCCUUCAUGGUGGGCGGGUUAAUUGCUCCCAGUCCCACCACAGCAGUCCACUACCUGGCCACCAAAUGCGUGGACACAGUCAAGCACCGCCAGGAAACAAAGUGGUUCAUGCCAUGGGGUCCCAACCAAUGCGACAAGAUUCGGACCUUUGAUGAAGCCAUGGCCAAGGGGAUUGAGGCCAACAACAUUGUGUUUGCUGUCCACAUUCCUCUGCCUAACAAGGAGAUGAGCCCCUGGUUUCAGUUCAUGCUGGUCAUCUUGCAGUUUGACAUCGCAUUCAAGAUGUACAACCAGAUAGAGGAUGGAGCGAUGGUCACUGUGGACGUGGGCCUGGCCUACAGAGAUGAUACAGUCAGUGAGUGGACGGAGAUGGCUCACUCUUUUGAACAGCGGAAGCUCAGCUGCAACUUCACCACUGCCAAGACUUUUGAAAACGAGGGCCGCUACUACGAGUGUGACCUGCUGCCCUUCAUGGAGGUUGGCAGCGUGGCCCACAAGUACUAUCUUCUCAACAUCCGUCUGCCCGUCAAUGAGCGCAAGAAGAUUAAUGUGGGCAUUGGAGAAAUAAAGGACAUUCGUCUGGUUGGCAUCCAUCAAAAUGGUGGUUUUACUCGGGUGUGGUUUGCCAUGAAGACCUUCCUGACCCCAAGCAUCCUCAUCAUCAUGAUCUGGUACUGGAGGCGCAUCACGCUCAUGAGUAGACCUCCUGUGCUGCUGGAGAAAGUAAUCUUUGCUUUGGGCAUCUCCAUGACAUUCAUUAACAUCCCAGUGGAGUGGUUCUCGAUUGGCUUCAACUGGACCUGGAUGUUGCUCUUUGGAGAUAUCCGACAAGGCAUUUUCUACUCCAUGUUGCUUUCCUUCUGGAUCAUCUUCUGUGGCGAGCACCUUAUGGACCAGACGGAGAGGAAUCGUUUUUCAGUGUACUGGAAACAGGUCGGGCCCAUAGUGUUUGGGUCUUUCUGUCUUUUUAUCUUUGACAUGUGCGAGAGAGGUGUUCAGCUGACAAACCCCUUCUACAGCAUCUGGGCGUCUGAUGUGGGGACUGAGCUGGCUAUGGCUUUCAUUAUUGUGGCAGGAAUCUGUGCUUGCCUCUACUUUCUCUUCCUUUGCUUCAUGGUUUUCCAAGUAUUCCGCAACAUCAGUGGUAAGAGGACUUCACUGCCUGCCAUGUCCAAGGCCAGACGCCUGCACUAUGAGGGUUUGAUUUUUAGGUUCAAAUUUCUCAUGCUGGUCACACUGGCCUGUGCUGCCAUGACUGUUAUCUUCUUUAUCAUCAGUCAGGUCAAUGAGGGUCACUGGCAUUGGGGAGAUUACACAGUGCAGGUGAACAGCGCUUUUUUCACUGGCAUCUACGGAAUGUGGAACCUAUACGUAUUCGCCAUCAUGUUCCUGUACGCCCCAUCUCACAAGCGAUACGGAGAUGACCAGUCAAGCGCUCAGUGCAUCACUGGGGAUGCCGGGGCAUCCAGCGGCGAGGAUAUCCAGUUGACCACGACCAUCACUCAAGGUGACGGGCCCACUGAGAUCUACAAGAUGACUGGCAAAGAGGCCCAAGAAUAGAUCUCACAUUGUUGUUGACAUCUGUCCUUUAUUACCUACUGUUCCAAUACCCCCUUUUCCUAUUGACAUCUUGUUACAAGCUUUUUUCUUUACACCUCUCCGCACUGUUGCAGCAGCAAUCUUUCAAUCUUCAGCUCCAUGCCACCUGUUUCCCCAACAUCCCUGUUGUUUUACCUGAAUUCUGAACAAGUCCUUUUCAUUUCAUAGUGGAAUUUUUUUUUUUUUUUUUUUUUUUUUUUUUUUUUUUUUUUACAUUUCAUACUUUUAUGUACACUAUUUGUAAAUGUUGCACAACACUUUUGACACCAAGUCAGAUACUUGAAAGCUUUUUUGUAGGCAAGAGGGUCAAGCAAAUUAUUGGUGGAAAAAGUUGCAUUAAGCAGCAAUUUGCACUGAAGUUUUAACUAUUUGCUAAGCCCUGAGCUUUUGAUGGGAAUGAACAGUGUGAUUUUUAUUUUUUUUUCCUGGAUGCAGUACUGCCACUUUGUCAAUUUAUGUCCUGUUAUAUUCAUAGUGAAUGGGAUAGAACCUUAAUACAUGCUUUUUUCUCUCUACAAAAUAGGUCAUGUGAUACACAUCAUUAGUCAAGUGGUGGAAUUUUUUUAUAUUAAUGGGGAAAAUGUACAGACUACAUAGUCCAUUUGGGAAAUUAGUAUCAUCGGUUGUCUAUUUUUUAUAGUGUUUUGUUUGAACUUCAGAAUAAUGUAUCCAGCUCUAUCAAUUUUGAGAGGUUAGAAGUUGCCAGUAGUUCUUAAAUGCCAUAUUAUUGUUCUUUGCUUUUUUUCUAAAUUAAAUAA
Messenger RNA from Dunckerocampus dactyliophorus (ringed pipefish), 2606 nucleotides. RefSeq names its product Wnt ligand secretion mediator (gene wls). Gene Ontology annotation, biological process: intracellular protein transport; Wnt signaling pathway; Wnt protein secretion. Gene Ontology annotation, molecular function: Wnt-protein binding. The transcript has 12 exons. Gene Ontology annotation, cellular component: organelle membrane; endomembrane system. The coding region runs from base 169 to 1809 and encodes 546 amino acids. NCBI's taxonomy places the organism in Eukaryota, Metazoa, Chordata, Actinopteri, Syngnathiformes, Syngnathidae. The record is from RefSeq and is a predicted model, not a curated record.